Molecule: messenger RNA, 746 nt
Organism: Brachypodium distachyon (stiff brome)
Lineage: Eukaryota; Viridiplantae; Streptophyta; Magnoliopsida; Poales; Poaceae
Product: protein RADIALIS-like 3
Exons: 2
Coding region: 59-334 (91 amino acids)
Molecular function (GO): DNA-binding transcription factor activity
Source: RefSeq, a predicted model, not a curated record
UUCUGAAGAGCAAAACCCAAAACCUUCAGCGCUUCCCAAAAACCAGAUCGAGGUCACCAUGUCUUCAGCUGGGUCAAGGAGCUCCUCCACCCGCCGCGGCGCAAACGCGGCCUCGGAUUGGAGCAGAAAGGAGAACAAGCUGUUCGAGGAGGCGCUGGCCUACUACGGCGAGGGCACGCCCGACCGCUGGCAAAAGGUGUCCCGCGCCAUUGGCGGGACCAAGACGGCCGACGAGGUGCGCCGUCACUACGAGAUCCUCUUCGACGACGUCGACCUCAUCGAGUCCGGCAGGCUCCCGUUCCCCCAGUACAACACGCAGGGGGCUUGGAACUGAUCCAUCCAUCCAGGAUUCCAGGAGCGAAGCAUCUGAAGCACCUGGAAACAGAAAUACUGUUGCAUACAUUAAUCUAUAGUCCUUGACUAGGACUAAGCUAUUGAAGGAAGCAUACCGAUAUACAGUAUUGUUAUUGUGUUAUGGAACUCGUGGUCUCACUUUGGAUAGAAAUAAAUUAACAGGAAGAAAAUAUGUAUAUACUCCUAAAUAAUUUAGGAUUGUAAGCAAAUCAAAUGCCCUUGUUCUCGCAGAAGCUAGCGUGUAUUUUGCACUGAAUGUAACCUCCAAAAUAAGUUAUGGAGUAAACAUCAGUGAUGUAAAUCCCCUGUACUUGUGUCUACUCCUCUGAUCCUAAAUUCUCGACUCAAAUUUGCCCAAAUAUGAAUGUAUCUAUUCUUAAAAAGUGUCUAAA